This is a messenger RNA of Nicotiana attenuata, 2125 nucleotides long. Its product is annotated as casein kinase 1-like protein 1. Gene Ontology annotation, cellular component: nucleus; cytoplasm. Gene Ontology annotation, biological process: endocytosis; peptidyl-serine phosphorylation; signal transduction. The transcript is spliced from 14 exons. NCBI's taxonomy places the organism in Eukaryota, Viridiplantae, Streptophyta, Magnoliopsida, Solanales, Solanaceae. The record is from RefSeq and is a predicted model, not a curated record. Bases 236 to 1651 code for a protein of 471 amino acids. Gene Ontology annotation, molecular function: ATP binding; protein serine/threonine kinase activity.
UUCUUUUUUAUUUUAUUUUCUUUUUAAUCUUCUCUUUCUCUGUUACCUGCUUCAACCUAACCCUAGCUUUGUAGAUAGAGAAAAAAAAAAAUCACAUUUUCAUUUUUGAACUCCUUCGGAUCUCUGUGUAGAACACAGUUGAAAUCUUUUUGUUUUUUCCUUUUUUUUGGGCAUUUGAAGCUUUCUUUAGGAAUCCAAGGUUGACCUAGUUAGUUUUUUUUUUUUCAAUUUUUGAAUGGAGCCUCGUGUGGGUAACAAGUAUCGACUUGGUCGCAAAAUUGGCAGUGGAUCAUUCGGUGAGAUCUAUCUUGGUACUAAUAUUCAGACUAAUGAGGAGUUGGCAAUUAAGCUGGAAAAUGUCAAGACAAAGCAUCCUCAGUUGCUAUAUGAGUCAAAGCUGUAUAGAAUUCUUCAAGGAGGAACUGGUAUUCCAAAUGUGAGGUGGUUUGGCGUGGAGGGAGAUUACAAUGUUCUGGUCAUGGAUUUGCUAGGACCAAGUCUUGAAGAUUUAUUUAAUUUUUGCAGCAGGAAGCUUUCCCUGAAGACAGUUUUAAUGCUUGCAGAUCAAAUGAUAAAUCGUGUUGAAUUUGUUCAUUCCAAAUCAUUUUUGCAUCGAGAUAUCAAGCCAGACAAUUUUCUUAUGGGCUUGGGAAGACGUGCAAAUCAGGUUUACAUAAUUGACUUUGGUCUAGCCAAAAAGUAUCGAGACACUUCAACUCACCAGCACAUUCCUUACCGAGAGAACAAAAACUUGACCGGCACUGCAAGAUAUGCUAGCAUGAACACUCACCUUGGUAUCGAACAAAGCAGGAGGGAUGAUUUGGAGUCUCUUGGAUAUGUUCUUAUGUACUUUCUCCGAGGAAGUCUUCCUUGGCAAGGGCUGAAAGCAGGAACUAAGAAGCAGAAGUAUGAGAAAAUUAGUGAAAAGAAGGUUUCAACAUCUAUUGAGGCUCUGUGUCGUGGUUAUCCUACUGAAUUUGCAUCAUAUUUCCAUUAUUGUCGUUCUCUUCGCUUUGAGGAUAAACCAGAUUAUGCUUAUCUGAAGAGAAUAUUCCGUGACCUCUUCAUCCGUGAAGGCUUUCAGUUUGACUAUGUGUUUGAUUGGACUAUCUUGAAGUAUCAGCAAUCGCAAAUUGCAGCUCCUCCUUCCCGACCUCUUGGCCCUAGUGCCGGUCCCAGCUCAGGCAUGCCUCCAGUUAUUCCAAAUGUAGAAAGGCAAUCAGGGGAAGGGGAAGGAAGACAAUCAGCAGAGCCUUCUCGGAGGAGAAGUUCUGGGCCACUUAUAAAUGCUGGAAGUUUAUCCAGGCAGAAGAGUCCUAUUGAAAAUGAUUCCACGAGCAAGGAUGCUAUGCUAUCAAGCUCCACUUUUAUGGGAAGAUCUAGUGGAUCUCUGAGGCGAGGUCUAGUCUCCGGGAGCCGUGAGACUUUCACAGUGGGGAAUGACUCUGACCCUACACAUUCUCGCACACCUGAGGCAAGUCCAGGGACCAUGCACAAAUUAUCAGGUGGACAUAGAAGCUCUCCACUUGGCGGAUCGUCCGAUCCUAGAUAUGCUUCAUCUGGCCAGAAUACUUCUGGAUUAAAGAACUAUGAAACCACAAUCAAAGGAAUUGAGGCUCUACAUUUUGAUGACGAAGAGAGGGCUCAUUGAUUUUGCAAACCCUUUCACUUUCUUGUAAAUUUUUUUACUUGUGUGGUAGACAACAGAUAGAUUGCGGCCCCCAAAGUUGAUUUUUCUUCGGAUUUGUGGGUUGGAAAUUAGGGAACUAGCUGCUGUUGUUCAAGCUGGCAAAAGAUUGAUCGCAAAUAUAUAGAUCCAGAUGGUGGUUAUGCACAGAAGGUGAUGUGCUGUUAAUACGAACUCCGAUAUGGUGCAUGGCUCUUUUAUAAAUCAAUGCCAUGCAUGCAUGCAGAAUCGUCUAUAAACUUUUAAUUCUGUCCAACUGUUGGGGAUUAGUAGAACUGUACAUUGGCCAUUGUAAUACUAAAAUUCCCGAUGCUUUAUACUUUUCAGGUUGGGUGUCGUUGAGUUUAUACAGUUUUCCUAUAUUAGGAUUCUGGUAAAAAUUCAUUAUGUUUACCAGGUUGUGUGCAACGAUCACUAUAUGUUCAUUUCUCUUCAAUA